ACUUUGCUAUCAUUCCAGUCACCGGUUACGAUUCUUAAACAGCUCGCAUAUUACCGUAAGCCCAGACACUCUCUCCAUUAUGUCAAAACUACUCACGAACGGUUCCUCCAUUCCGUGUCCGAGUCGGCCUCAGACGAAUCACUUCGGCCUGAUUUUCUGUCUUCUGGGGUUAUAUCUCGAACGAAGCCCGCGAACUCUUCUUGACCGUUACCACCAUCUGCUACUCAGACUGCACCAGUUCACGAUAUGGGACAGUUUUGGAGUGAAUGUCUACCGCCUCCUCCGACCUGGACGACGGCCGACAUUCCUGACUUGACGGGCAAAGUUGCGCUCGUUACGGGCGGCAAUACCGGUAUCGGCAAGGAGACCGUUCGCGCUCUGCUCGAACACAACGCUACUGUUUACCUUGCUGCGCGUAAUGCAGACAAGGCGAACGCCGCUAUCGCUGAGCUCAAGGAGGCUACCGGCAAGGAGGCGCGUUUCCUCAAGCUCGACCUUUCCGACUUGCAUGCUAUCAAGGCGGCCGCUGAGGAGUUUCUCAGUAAGGAGCGCCGCCUAGAUAUUCUGUUCAACAGCGCGGGCGUUAUGAUGACUCCUGUCGACCAGUGCACUGUUGACGGUUAUGACCUCCAGUUUGGCACGAACGUCCUGGGGCAUUUCUACUUCACCAAGCUCCUUCUUCCGGCGCUUCUUCCUCCUGAGGGAGCUGACCCUAAAUCUACCGAGCCGGCUAGAGUCAUUACUACCUCGUCUAUCGGCCACCGUCCUGGCCGCCUCGACUUCGGUACCCUGCGCGAUGGCCCACGCCGCCGUCGCAAGUGGACGCAGUCCCUAUACUUUCAGAGCAAGCUGGGUGACAUCCUGAUCGCCUCGGAGCUCCAGCGCCAGUACGGCGACAAGGGACUCGUCUCCAUCGCCGUCAACCCUGGCAACCUCGACAGUGAGCUCUAUCGGCAUAUGCCGAAGCUUACCGUGGCGCUUCUGCGUCCCUUCCUCUACCCGCCGCCGCUCGGUGCACUCACGCAGCUCUAUGCGGGCACGGCCCCGGAGGCGGCAAACCUUGGCGGAGAAUACCUCAUGCCUUGGGCGCGCCGCGGCAAGGCGCAGGCUCUCGCGCGUGACGAGCAGCUCGCACGCGAGCUCUGGAAGUGGUGCGAAGAGCAAGUCGAACAGAUUUGAGGGGCAUCGCAAAGCGAUAAAGCCCAUCAACCUGACUGUCAUCCGUAAGGGGGCCUUUGUAUGGAUGCUUAACGCACCGUAGGAUUCUUCUCUUCACUUUAACACAAACUAUCUCGAUACCCGUCGACUAAAUAUUUUCUUUCCUCGAAUGAGUGCUCGCGCUGCUCUUUCGUACGCACUACGGUCGCUCGCUGCCCAUACAACUCUCACGUUGACAUGACGGCGGAGAAGAGCGGCUGUCCUCAAGAUUGAGUACCGCGUACGUGCUUUGCUCUGCGGGUCGGCAUGUGUUACUCUGACGGACUCGCGCUUGAUGACGCUGCAAUGAAGUGACCCUUCAUACUGCC
This is a messenger RNA of Schizophyllum commune H4-8, 1526 nucleotides long. Its product is annotated as NAD(P)-binding protein. Lineage: Eukaryota; Fungi; Basidiomycota; Agaricomycetes; Agaricales; Schizophyllaceae. The record is from RefSeq and is a predicted model, not a curated record. The transcript is spliced from 8 exons. Bases 247 to 1179 code for a protein of 310 amino acids.